AUGGCAUCCCGUGCGACCGUCACUGUACGCGGUGCCGACGGCAGCGCCGGCGGAGCUUCGCUCCCUCUGCCUGCUGUCCUUACGGCACCCAUCCGCCCGGACAUUGUCCAUCUGACCGUCAAGAACAUGGCCAAGAACAAGAGGCAGCCAUACGCCGUUGCAACCAAUGCCGGCCACCAGACCAGUGCCGAGUCGUGGGGUACCGGUCGUGCCGUUGCACGUAUCCCACGUGUUGGCGGUGGUGGUACACACCGUUCCGGACAGGCUGCAUUCGGUAACAUGGUCCGUGGAGGUCACAUGUUUGCACCGACCAAACUCUGGAGGCGCUGGUUUGUCAAGACCAACCGCAACCAGAAGCGUUACGCUACGGCGUCUGCUCUCGCAGCGACCGCAGUGCCAUCGCUGGUCCUUGCGCGUGGUCACCGCAUCGAGGAGAUCGCUGAGGUCCCACUCGUCAUCCCUUCCGAGGCCGAGUCAUUCACCAAGACGAAGGAGGCCGUCACCCUGCUCAAGGGCCUCAACGCCUACACUGAUGUCAUCAAGGUGUCCAACUCGCGCAAGAUUCGGGCUGGCGUUGGCAAGAUCCGCAACCGUCGCCACACCCAGCGCCGUGGUCCCCUUGUGAUCUACAACGAGGACAAGGGCAUCGUCAAGGCUUUCCGCAACAUUCCCGGUGUCGAGCUCGCCUCUGUUCACCGCCUUAACCUGCUCCAGCUUGCCCCUGGUGGCCACAUUGGUCGCUUCUGCAUCUGGACCGAGGAUGCGUUCAAGCAGCUUGACAGCAUCUUUGGCACUCACGACAAGCCUUCUGAGGGCAAGAAGGGCUUCACGCUCCCCACUGCCAAGAUUAGCAACGUCGACGUCACGCGUAUCAUCAACUCGGACGAGAUCCAGUCUGUAGUGCGCGCCGCCGGCCCGAACAAGACCAAGAGGCCGUUCACCCAGAAGAAGAACCCGCUGCGCAACCGGGCGAUCAUGAACAGGCUCAACCCGUACGCCCAGGCUCACCGGCGGAUGGAGGUCAGGCAGCAGAAGCAGAGGGCUGCUGGCAAGCUCAAGAAGGACACUAAGAGCCAGAGGAACGUUGCCUCCAAGCAGUUCCUCGAGUUGCUCCACGCUCCUUAA
Molecule: messenger RNA, 1125 nt
Organism: Tilletiaria anomala UBC 951
Lineage: Eukaryota; Fungi; Basidiomycota; Exobasidiomycetes; Georgefischeriales; Tilletiariaceae
Exons: 2
Coding region: 1-1125 (374 amino acids)
Biological process (GO): translation
Cellular component (GO): cytosolic large ribosomal subunit; ribosome
Molecular function (GO): structural constituent of ribosome; RNA binding
Source: RefSeq, a predicted model, not a curated record